UAGAGACAGAGCUUGGUUGGUAACCGUCACUAGGGUUUGUGGACAGAAGACUCUGGGCCGCUUGGGAUUUUGAGGAACGAAGUGGGCACGCCCCUAGGAAACUACAGAAGGAUGUCAGAUGCGGAAGAAAGUGUAGAAACAGAAAAUGAAGAGGAGGAAUAUAAUCCAAAUCACGAAGAAGAAAAUCCGCAGCAGAGCCUGACUGGAGACACAUUAUCAUGGGAGGAGUCUCAGGAGAUGGAGGAGAAAUGGGUGGAGGAAGAGGAGCAGAUAGAAGGAGAGGAAGCAAGAGGAAAGGAAGAGAAAAGGGAGGAAGAGGGAGUGGGAGGGGAGGAAGAAAGAGGGAAAGAAGAGGAAAUGAGAGAGGAAGAGGAAGUGGGAGGCGAGGAAGAGGAAGUGGGAGGUGAGGAAGAGGAAGUAGGAGGCGAGGAAGAGGAAGUGGGAGGCGAGGAAGAAGAAGUGGGAGGUGAGGAAGAGGAAGUGGGAGGCGAGGAAGAGGAAGUGGGAGGCGAGGAAGAGGAAGUGGGAGGCGAGGAAGAAGAAGAAGUGGGAGGUAAGGAAGAGGAAAUGGGUGAGGAAGAGGAAAUGGGAGGGGAGGAAGAGGAAAUGGGUGAGGAAGAGGAAGUGGGAGGUGAGGAAGAGGAAAUGGGUGAGGAAGAGGAAGUGGGAGGUGAGGAAGAGGAAAUGGGUGAGGAAGAGGAAGUGGGAGGUGAGGAAGAGGAAAUGAGAGAGGAGGAAGAGGAAAAGAGAGAGGAGAAAGAGGAAAUGGGUGAGGAAGAGGAAAAGAGAUGGGAGGAAAAGGAGAGAGGUGAAGAGGAAAAAGGUGAGGGGAUGGGAGUUGAAAAAGAGGAAAGUAAGGAAAAUGGAGGUGAGGAGGAGGACAAGGAGAGGGGAGAGGAGGAGCAUAAGGGGGAAGGGCAGGAAGGAAAAGAGGAGGGGAAAGAGAGGAGUAGGGAGGAAGGAGAGGGAGGUACUGUCAUAAAAGAAACCGAGAAACAAAUUGGAAGCGCUGAGGAAGAAGGGGCAAAGAAGCCCCCAAAACGAUUCAGCCUAGAUGAUAUCACCAUCAGCUCUGAGUCAUCCACCACAGCAUCUUCCCUGAUUAUAACCUCGGGAAGUAGCAAGUCGUCCUCUCACUCCCAGAGUCCUGUAGUGAGCGAGAUCUUCCGAGAUAGCGGCAAAAGAGAUGAAAUCACUGAGUCUGAGGAGGGACAGAUCGAUUCUCUCAGGAGGUCAUCGAAGGAAGUUAAGGAGGAAACUGGCCAGGAGGCAGAUGUUUCAGCCCGAGAAUCAAAACCGGAAGGUGCUGAAGCAGAAUCUGGAGAACUGGCCUUCCUCACGGAGGAAGAAAGACGAAAAUUAUCCCAGCUCAAAUUAGGGGGUCCCGAGGAGUCAAUGGUGUCCACCUCCACAGAGGACACCUUGUUCCAGAAGGAGGAGGCCUCCAAGGUGUAUCCUUUGACCAUGACCUGGUCCUUUGGAUGGAACAGUUUCCUCCCUGUCUACUACCUCCGGGAGAACCAGAGAGUCAUCCUCUACGUCUGUGCGCACACUGCUGUCAUCUACAGUGUCUUCAGGAACACCCAGUACCACCUCCAGGGCCACCCUAAUAUCAUCUCCUGCCUCUGUGUCAGUGAAGACAGGCGAUGGAUCGCCACAGCAGACAAAGGGCCAGACUGCCUCAUCAUUAUAUGGGACUCCUUCUCAGGAAUCCCAGUGCACACCAUAUUUGACAGCUGUCCAGAAGGUAAUGGCAUAAGGUCAAUAGCCAUCACCCGUGACGCCAAGCUUCUGGCUACCAUCUCUGACGCCGAAAUCCAGAAAGUGUGCAUCUGGAAGUGGACCUUGGCAGUGGAGACGCCCGCAUGCACCCUUGAGCUUCCCAAAGAGUAUGGUUCCCAGAACUAUCUCACCUUCAGCCCAGCGAGCAACAGGGAGCUGGUGAGCAACAGCAAGACGCAGGCCGUCUACUACUCCUGGCAUGAAGAGAAGGGUAUACUUGCUCACAGUGCCCCGAUUUUAACAGAGAAAACGUUCAACAAACUCGUGGGAAAAUUCAGCCAGUCUGUCUUUCACUUGAAGUUAGCACAAAUACUUUCGGCCACGAAGGAAGGGAAGCUUGUUGUCUGGGAUAUCCACUACCCCCCAAAGUCCUUCGUGUCGGCCUUUCCCUUCAUUAAGCCUCGCAAACUGGUGCAUUUACAGAAGGAAGGCAUCACCGUCCUCACCACAGUCGACAACUACAUUGUCACAGGUGAUGUUAAGGGGAGCAUUAAGUUCUACGAUCACACCCUGUCUGUUGUCAACUGGUACAGUAACUUCAAACUAGGUGCCAUAAGGACGCUGUCCUUUUCCAAGAACCCAGCCAGUCCACCUACAGAGAAAUCGAGCCUCCCCACAGACUGCACGUUAAAAGGUGACCUUUUCGUCGUCAGGAAUUUUAUUAUCGGAACAUUUGAUGCUACCGUGUACCACAUGACGGCAGAUGGCACCAAACUCGAGAAGCUCUUUGUGGAGCCCAGGGAUGCCGUUUAUGCCAUCUCCUGCCACCCGUACCAACCCCUCAUUGCGGUCGGGAGUGUCUGUGGGAUGAUCAAGGUGUGGGACUAUGAGAAGAAGGUGUAUCUGUUCAGCAGGACCUUCGAGAAGGGCCUUGGAGUCCAGAGUCUGAGCUACAACCCCGAAGGAGCCCUGCUUGGAGCUGGAUUCACCGAGGGGACAGUUUAUAUUCUUGACGCAAUGUCUUUAGAGAAUGAAAGUCCAGAGCCCUUCAAAUAUUCCAGAACCAGCAUCUCGCACGUCAGCUUCUCGCACGAUUCCAAUUACAUGGCUACUGCUGAUGUCAGUUUCACCGUGGCUGUGUAUAUGGUGGUGGUCAAAAGCGGACAAAGGGUCUGGGAGUACCUGGCGAGACUCCGUUCCCAUCAUAACAGCAUCCGAAGCCUCCUGUUCGGGGUUCAUCUGGACAGCAAUGAGCCCAGGCUGCUGAGCCUCGGGAAAGACAGGUUCCUGAUAGAGUACAAUCUCAUGAAGAGCUACAAAGACCACCUGGUAGUCCUGGACAUCCACCGGACCGACCAGGGGACCUACCCCACCUGCAUGAUCUGGUACCCGCCGCUCACCAAGGAGCUCUUCCUGCUCAUCUGCAACAGCUGCUACAAAGUGAAGCUUUUCAACUCCACCACGAAGAUGUGCAGAAAGACACUUCUUGGACCAGCUUAUGGGUCUCCUGUUGAGCACACACAGGUGCUCCCCGUUAGAUCCACGUUAGAGCUGCAGAAGCGUUACCUGGUGUUCAUCAACAAAGACAAGGUCGGACUCCAGAUCUUACCAGUUGACGGCAACCCACACAAAACAUGUGCUAUCGUUUGCCACCCAAGUGGGGUGGCUGGAAUGGCCCUUUCCUACGACGGUCGCUAUGCCUUCACAUCCGGAGGCCAAGAUUGCUCAGUGGUUCAGUGGGAAAUCAACUUAAGUGCCCUGGAGGCGGCCGUUUCUCUUGGGGGCGAAGACUUGACCCCAUUCUACAGUCUGGUGCCUGGUGGCAGAGAAGGAAAAUUCUACAGGGAGCUGGAGGACUACUUCUACUAUUCGCAGAUUCGCAGCCAAGGCAUCGACACGAUGGAGACCAGGCAGGUGUCGGAACAUAUCUGCCUGUCGGAGCUCCCAUUUGUCAUGAGAGCCAUCGGCUUUUACCCAUCAGAGGAGAAGAUUGAAGACAUGUUUAACGAAAUCAAGUUUAGCGAGUACGUGGACACAGGGAAGCUGAUCGACAAAAUCAACCUGCCGGAUUUCCUCAAGGUUUAUCUUAAUCAUAGGCCGCCUUACGGAAAUACCAUGGCCGGCAUCCGGGAGAGCUUUAAAAUACUGGGUUUCACCAAUUCCCAAGGGGAAAACGUUAUUCGCAGAGAGGACUUCCUGAACUUGCUCCUCACUAAAGGCGAGCACAUGACAGAGGAGGAGAUGUAUGACUGCUUCGCGACGCUGUUUGGCCUGAAUCCUGAGGGGUGGAAAUCCGAGCCUGCGGCCACCCCUGUCAAAGAUUCAGAAAUCUGCCUCGAAGAAGAAAUUCCAGACGAAAUCACCCCAGAAAUAUUCGCGACUGAAAUUCUUGGCUUAACCAUUUCCGAGACUUCCGGACUGUUGAAUUAGUGAAGUCCCUGGGAAUGCUGGAGGCACAAAGCACUCCAGGUGCUCACACAUGCACGCACGUGUGCCUUUUCCAAGGGGUGUUCCUUUUCUGUACACGCCUGCCCCACCCUAAUCUUCAGAACAUUUAGAUAUUAAAAGCCACUUUCUCUUAGACAAUGGAAUUCACACAGUUGGACAUUACACUGUCUGUGAAAGGGAAGAGUGGGUGAAGGUGAGAACAGCUUGACUGGGGGCGGGGGUUCUCAGCCAGUAGCAGGCCUUCCUCAUGGCGUGUAUGCUGCUUCAUGGGCCGCUCUCGCCCUUCCUUUGGAGCGCUGUCUGUACUGCUGGCCUCUGUGGCUGGGAGGAGCAGUUCUGGGCUCCUGGGAGUAGCAGACUAUUUUCUUUCUCAGCAGAAUACCCAAGCAGUUGUGCGUGGCCGUUCCAACGAGCAUCACUGGCCAUGCUUAACUCUGCCAAAAAAAAAAAAAAAAAAAAAGCAGAAGCAACGUGUGUCCCACCGACUGCACCUGGGCCAGAAGCCCCAUAGCCCUGCCCCUUCAUGAUAUAACUGCUUCACCACCUCACCCUCUGCUGGGCUGCAGGGCACUCGAUGGGCAAGAUCAGGGGCUUAAGGACAUCUCUGAGUUUACAGUGAUGUUUUGUUUCCUGCAUGCUGGCAUAAUAAGAGAGUGUUAUGACCUGCCCUUCGAGUUUUCCCUCAGUUCAAAGGUCGAGUUCCAGCAAGUGUCCCUCUGGUACCUUCCAUCACUGUAUCUGCCUACCCCACCAGGGCCUUCUCCUCAGAUGUCAGCAUUAAGAGACGGUUCUCUUUGAAGGGAGGUAAACAUUUUUAAAAUUCUUUAUUCUUAUUUUAUGUGUGCUGGUGUUUUGCCUCCAUGUAUGUCUGCGUGAGUGUCAGAUCCCCUGGCACUGGAGCUACAGACAGGUGUGAGCUGCCUUGUGGGAGCUAGAAACGGAACCCACAGAUAGUGCGUUUAACCACCGAGCCACCUCUCCUGCGCGAAGGGACGAUUCUGAUCCUUUUAGAGCCUUCUUCCUAAGGAGAGACCCAGAAUCACACUGCGUCUCUGCACAUGCACGCAGCCCUCCUCAGGGUGCAGCUGCAAGUUUGUCACACUGAGAAUCUUUGGAAUAGUCUGGAAUGAGGAACAGAACUAUCUACCCCAAACCAGGCUGUGUCGUGGCCACCUUGGGGCAGGCCGCAGGAGUCAGCAGGCACCUGAUUGUCGGAAUGGAGUCUGUCACCAGGGCUUUGCAACCCAGUUUAUGUUUUGUUCUUUUUUUAAAAAAAAAAAAUCAUGGGAAAAAACCACAAGCUUUAUGAAUCGAUUUUGUAACUGCUCAGGGCCUAAGAGAUAGAUUACCAGGCUAGUUAAAAAGUUCCUGGGGACAUUUUAGGAAACAGGAAACUGGCAAAUAACUUGUUCUCAUAAAAACAAAAAACUGGAAUUGAGCGCAGCCUGGACACCAGGCAGGACUUUCCUUUUUCCAAUCUGGCACUUUUUGCAGUUCCUGACUACAGAUAUUGCAAUGGUUGUCAUGAGCAAAAUUGUCAGUGCCACUUGAACCCACCAGGGUUGGUGUCACCGGCAAAAGCAAGUUGGGAUGAUCUCACCAUGCUCAUCCAGCCAUAGAGAAGGAAGCCCAAGGUCCUGGCUAUGGACAGUCCUCCAGGAAGGCCAAAAUAGCCAGGGACAGCGAAGUUAGUCACAGUACCCCACUCUUCCCGUCCCAACACAGUCAGGGGACCCUUCUACCUGGAACACUUCCAGC
Messenger RNA from Alexandromys fortis (reed vole), 5928 nucleotides. It is a transcript of the gene Cfap251, whose product is annotated as cilia and flagella associated protein 251. NCBI's taxonomy places the organism in Eukaryota, Metazoa, Chordata, Mammalia, Rodentia, Cricetidae. The transcript is spliced from 22 exons. Gene Ontology annotation, molecular function: protein binding. The record is from RefSeq and is a predicted model, not a curated record. The coding region runs from base 112 to 4152 and encodes 1346 amino acids. Gene Ontology annotation, cellular component: sperm flagellum.